This is a messenger RNA of Enterobius vermicularis (human pinworm), 450 nucleotides long. NCBI's taxonomy places the organism in Eukaryota, Metazoa, Nematoda, Chromadorea, Rhabditida, Oxyuridae. The record is from the annotation of a GenBank genome assembly.
AUGGCAUCAACGAAACCAAGAAGUUCUUUUCUCAUUGAUUCAUUGUUGUUUGGAAAACAUAAAAAUGAAAAAAAUUUCGAAACUGUGAAACUGGAGUACAAAAAGUUGUUUUAUUCGGUAAUUUCAGAGCAUCAUGGAAGAAUAAGAAAUUCACAUGCUGCCACUGAAAAAACUAACGUUAAGAAGUACAGAUGCGAUGUUUGCGAAAAAACUUUUAGCCGAAGCAACACUCUCAUCACUCAUAAGAGAAUUCAUACCGGUGAAAAGCCAUUUGAAUGUGAUCAGUGCGGAAGAGCUUUUAGACAACCUGGAAAUUUGACAAGACAUCGUCUUACCCAUACAACGGUAAAGCCGUAUAUUUGCUCGUUUUGCGAUAAAGCUUUCAACCGAGCAUCAAAUUUACAUACCCAUAUCCGGACACAUGCAAAUCUUGCACCACGAAAUAUCUAA